Molecule: messenger RNA, 2295 nt
Organism: Humulus lupulus (European hop)
Lineage: Eukaryota; Viridiplantae; Streptophyta; Magnoliopsida; Rosales; Cannabaceae
Product: pentatricopeptide repeat-containing protein At1g08070, chloroplastic
Exons: 1
Coding region: 371-2176 (601 amino acids)
Biological process (GO): RNA modification
Molecular function (GO): protein binding; RNA binding
Source: RefSeq, a predicted model, not a curated record
UCAAGAACUAGAGAUACUAUUAUUUGAGAGUUCCACAUUAAAAAUGUGUGGGAACUCACUCAUCACAUUCUAAUAACUAUAAAUGAGGAAAGCUUGUCAUUUCUCUAUACUUUAAUUAAAUCAAACGUGAAGAAAGACCACAUAUCGUGACCAGAGCUAUACAUAAGAUUAAAAAAAGUAGACGACAUGUCGUUUAUGUUUCAAUUAGUGUCGUUUGGAAGCCACAUCUGUUAGCUUGUUUGAAAUGCUUCCACGCCAAAUGGUUAUACCUGUCGAAGCAGCUUGCUACUUCUUAAAGCAAAAUGUCAACUGAGAUCUUUGUUUAUUCCCACCUUGUCUCUUCUUGGCGUUUUAGUUGGUAAAAAUUGCCAUGAUUUUACAAAUUAUUCCACAAAAACCCCCGUACAGGCUUCUAGAGGAGAAGCUCAUUUCACUCUUGCAGUCAUGUAAAUUCGCAAAGCACCUUCACCAAAUCCAAACCCAGAUCAUUAUUCAUGGUUUUCAGUAUAACGACUUCAUCAACCCGAAAAUAAUAAUAGCAUGUGUGAAAAUAAAGCGAGUGGAUUAUGCACGCAAAGUGUUCGAUCAAAUUCCUGAACCCAAUUUUGCGUUAUGGAAUGCGAUGUUCAGAUGCUAUGCUAAAAACGAACGGCAUAGAGAAGUUUUACUUUUGUUUGGUAAGAUGAAGAGGUUGGAUGCAAUACCUAAUUGCUUUACUUUUCCUGACGUUAUCAAAUCAUGUGGGAAACUUAAUGCAUUAGUUGAAGGUGAAGAGGUUCAUUGUGAAGUGAUUAAGUGUGGUUUUACAGUAAAUCCUUAUGUCGGUACUACCUUGAUUGAGAUGUAUUCGGGUGGAGGAGCAAUAGGAGAUGCUUAUAAAGUGUUUGGUGAGAUGUAUGAAAGGAAUGUAGUUGCUUGGACUUCGAUGAUCAAUGGUUACAUUUUGUGUCAUGAUAUAGUCUCGGCUCGUUGCCUUUUUGACUUGGCUCCAGAGCGUGAUAUUGUCUUGUGGAAUACUAUCAUUUCGGGUUACAUUGAAUUGGGUGAUAUGGUGGCUGCCCAGAAGCUCUUUGAUGAGAUGCCGAAUCGGGAUAUCAUGUCUUGGAACACUAUGUUGAAUGGCUAUGCCAAAAAUGGAGAUGUUGAAGCGUGUGAAAUGUUCUUUGAAGAGAUCCCUAAGAGGAAUGUUUUCUCUUGGAACAUUUUGGUUGGAGGAUAUGCUCGAAAUGCAUGCUUCUUUGAUGUUCUAAAGUCUUUCAAAAGGAUGCUAAUUGAGGUCGAUGUGUCUCCAAAUGAUGCGACACUAGUGACUGUUUUAUCUUCUUGUUCAAGAUUAGGUGCUCUUGAUUUUGGUAAGUGGGUACAUGUAUAUGCAGUGAAUAUUGGCUACAAGGGAAAUGUUUACAUAGGAAAUGCUUUAAUUGACAUGUAUGCAAAAUGUGGAUUGAUAGAAAAUUCAGUCGAAGUGUUUACAGGUAUGGAUAUGAAAGAUUUAAUCACAUGGAAUUCUAUAAUUUGUUCCUUGGCAAUCCACGGACGUGGGGAUGAUGCCUUAAGAAUGUUUAGUGAGAUGAAGAAGGCUGGAGAAAAACCAGAUGGCAUUACCUUCAUAGGCAUUUUGUGUGCUUGUUCGCAUCUGGGGUUGAUCGAAGAUGGCUUGUCAUAUUUCAAUUCAAUGGUGAAUGAGUAUCACAUUACGCCAGAAAUUGAACACUAUGGUUGUGUAGUUGAUUUGUUAGCUCGAGCUGGUCAUUUAGACCGGGCUGUAGAUUUUGUGAAGACAAUGCCUAUUGAUGCAGAUGCUGUGAUUUGGGCUGCUUUGCUUGGAGCUUGCAAGAUAUACAAAAAUAUUGAGUUAGCUGAACUAGCUCUUGAACGACUCAUUGAACUUGAACCUCAAAACCCAUCAAAUUAUGUUAUGCUUUCAAAUAUAUAUGGUGAUCUUGGGAGAUGGAAAGAUGUGUCAAGACUAAAAGUUGCUAUGAGGGACACUGGGUUUAAAAAAUUUCCGGGAUGCAGCUUAAUUGAGGUAAAUGACAGUGUUGCUGAAUUCUAUUCUUUUGAUGAGAGACAUCCUGAAAGAGAUGAAAUUUAUGGAGCAUUGGCAGGAUUGACGAAAUUGUUAAGAUCAUUUGGUUAUGUACCUGAUCUUAUGGAGUUUGGCUUGGGAGCCUAGAAAAAGAAUAUCAAUUUUGUUUACUUACUUUAUGUCACAUACAAAUUGUAACUUUAAAUAUGUUUAAGAACAUUGCCUUAACCACUUAAUUAAAAAUUUCAAGUCUAUGUCUCUGUUUU